GAAAAAACUGAAGUUUUAGCCGUUUACCGUCGUAUUUUACGCGUUGCGAGAAGCUGGAAGGCUAGCUCUGGUCUCCUGAAAGAUACCUUGGAGGAAAGGAGUUACAUUGUAUCAGAAUGCAGAGAUUUAUUUAGGAAAAAUUCAAAGGUAACAAGUGAUGAGGAAAUUGGAAGAUGCUUGGAAGAAGCAAAAUCUAGACUUGAGCUAGCAAUGCAUUAUGGGAAUCCAUAUCCAAGGCCGGUAAAUCUUCCUCCAAAGGCCAUAGCUUUGCAAGGGAAAACAAAGAUGAAAUCCCAGGAAAGGGCAAAAAAACAAGCCAAACCUGUUUACCUCAAUUCAUAUUAAACAGUUUUUGCAUAAUAUAUAUUUAUUUACAACCGUAAUAGUAAUAUCCAUAAUUAUACAAAUGUUUAAAUCUUGGUAGGUACACGAUUCUCCCUAGU
Dendronephthya gigantea is the source of this 443-nucleotide messenger RNA. RefSeq names its product LYR motif containing protein 1-like. The transcript has 4 exons. Gene Ontology annotation, cellular component: mitochondrion. NCBI's taxonomy places the organism in Eukaryota, Metazoa, Cnidaria, Anthozoa, Malacalcyonacea, Nephtheidae. The record is from RefSeq and is a predicted model, not a curated record. The annotation marks the transcript as partial.